GCCACCCACCGGAAGAUUCAGUUCAAUGGCCGCCCCCUGUAUUUCCAUCAUCCUCUUCUUCUUCUUCUUCUUCUUCUUGUUCUUCUCCACCGGCGCAUCUCCGGUGUCCACGUUCUACGACGUCAGCAGCAUCGUCGGUACCAGUCCUCAUGCCCUGUCCUUCGCCCGCUUCGUUCACAAGCACGGAAAAGGCUACAAGACGGCGGAGGAAACGAAGCUGCGGUUCUCCAUUUUCUCGGAGAACUUGAAGCUCAUCUCAUCACACAACAAAAAGGGACUCCCUUACAUUCUUGACGUCAAUAGGUUUGCCGACUGGACCUGGGAAGAGUUCCAGAAAAACAAGCUGGGAGCUGCUCAAACCUUUUCUGCCACCGUUAAAGGCAACCACAAGCUCCAAACUGAUGAUCAAGAUCUUCCUGAAACGAAAGACUGGAGAGAAGAAGGAAUCGUGAGCCCAGUGAAAGAUCAAGGCUCCUGUGGAUCUUGCUGGACUUUCAGUUCAACAGGGGCUCUGGAGGCAGCAUACAAGCAGGCACAUGGGAAGGACGUGUCCCUAUCGGAGCAGCAGCUAGUGGACUGCGCCGGAGCAUUCGACAACGCCGGCUGCGACGGUGGCUUGCCGUCGCAUGCUUUUGAGUACAUAAAAUACAACGGCGGCCUGGAAACUUCGGAAGCUUACCCUUACACAGGAGCGAGUGGUGGCUCAUGCAAAUUUUCCUCCGAGAAUGUUGCUGUCAAAGUCAUCGAUUCUGUCAACAUUGCUCAGGGAGAUGAAAAUGAGCUAAAGCAUGCCGUAGCAUUUGUUCGGCCGGUGACCGUCCUGUUUCAGGUUGUCGAGGAUUUUCGAUUCCUCGGCGAUGGAGUUUACACCAGUAAUAAGUGCGGCAAAACUUCUCAGGAUGUGAACCAUGCAGUUCUGGCAGUGGGGUAUGGAGUGAAGGACAAUAUGCCCUAUUGGCUCAUUAAGAACUCAUGGGGAGUAGAUUGGGGAGACAAGGGCUACUUCAAAAUGGAGAUGGGCAAAAACAUGUGUGACUGGAGAGAGACCGGAAUGGUCAGCCCAGUCAAGAAUCAAGGUCAUUGUGGAUCAUGCUGGACAUUCAGCACUACUGGCGCUCUAGAGGCAGCAUACAAGCAGGCAUUUGGAAAGGGAAUCUCUCUAUCCGAGCAGCAGCUUGUGGACUGUGCAGGUGCUUUUAACAACUUUGGCUGCAAUGGGGGGUUGCCAUCCCAAGCCUUUGAGUACAUCAAAUACAAUGGGGGCCUUGACACUGAGGAAGCAUACCCUGACACUGGAAAAGAUGGUGAAUGCAAAUUUUCUUCUGAAAAUGUUGGUGUUCAAGUUCUUGAUUCUGUCAACAUUACCCUGGGCGCUGAAGAUGAACUAAAACAUGCUGUAGUUUUUGUAAGGCCCGUAAGUGUUGCAUUUGAGGCGGUGAGUGGUUUCCGCUUAUACAAGAGUGGAGUUUACACCAGCAACAAAUGUGGCAGUUCUCCCAUGGAUGUGAACCAUGCUGUGGUUGCUGUCGGGUAUGGAAUUGAAAAUGGCAUGUCGUAUUGGCUUAUUAAGAAUUCAUGGGGAGCAGACUGGGGUGACAAUGGCUACUUCAAAAUGGAGAUGGGCAAAAACAUGUGUGGUGUUGCAACUUGCGCAUCGUACCCCAUUGUGGCCUAAAGAGCUGAGAGCAUGGAUUUAUAUAUUUCAUUGGAUUUAAAAGAGCUGAGAGCAUGGUUUGGAGUUUUGAUGCGAAAGGAAAGGAAAGGAAAGGAAUGCAAUUUGGAAUGUUAGUUUAUUUUUAUAUGAACUUGGUUUAUUUAUGUAAAGCAGAUUAAUAUAUAUUACAAUAAUUUGGGUUGGGUAAUACAUGAAAUCUAACUACAGAUUUAUUUAAUCAUAUAAUAAUAAUAUAAGAAAAGGAGAUAACAGUUGUAUUUUAAU
Diospyros lotus (date-plum) is the source of this 1939-nucleotide messenger RNA. Its product is annotated as thiol protease aleurain-like. Gene Ontology annotation, biological process: immune response. The transcript is spliced from 12 exons. Gene Ontology annotation, cellular component: lysosome. The record is from RefSeq and is a predicted model, not a curated record. Lineage: Eukaryota; Viridiplantae; Streptophyta; Magnoliopsida; Ericales; Ebenaceae. Gene Ontology annotation, molecular function: cysteine-type endopeptidase activity. Bases 26 to 1675 code for a protein of 549 amino acids.